This is a messenger RNA of Ciona intestinalis (vase tunicate), 2327 nucleotides long. The record is from RefSeq and is a predicted model, not a curated record. Lineage: Eukaryota; Metazoa; Chordata; Ascidiacea; Phlebobranchia; Cionidae.
ACAGAAUGGUAAAUAAAACGCCCGCUGCUGCGUACAUUGCCUUUAGUGUGCAGUAGUUCUGCACUAGUUAGUUUUGGUUCAGGUUAGUUUUGGUUUGUUGUGCUGGUAGUUAGAUGGAAGAAUUCGACGUUAUUGUUGUCGGGGCUGGCAUCAUUGGUAGUUGGACUGCGUACCAUCUUGCAAAGCGUGGCAGAUCAACUUUGCUUCUCGAACAGUUCCCGUUGCUACACACCCGUGGUAGUUCACACGGUCAUUCAAGAAUAUUAAGAAAAUCCUACGUCGACGAACAUUACGCUGCUAUGAUGCCAGAGGCGUAUAAAUUAUGGGAGCAUAUGGAGACAUCUAGCGGAAUUUCAUUUAUGAAAACUACGGGUCAUCUAUCAAUAUCUAAAGUAAAAUAUGGUCACGUUGCUAAAGUAAGAAGAUGGUGUGAGAAACUUAGAAUUCCGCAUUCAACACUGGACAGUGAAUCACUUAACAAAAGAUUUGGACUCAAGUUUAACGAUGAGUAUGACGCGGUAAUUGAACCAUCGGGGGCCGUUCUUAAUGCUGACAGAUGUCUUAUGUCGAUUCAGAGUGAAAUAAAGAAGUCCGGUGGUGUAGUACGCGACCAGGAGAAAGUUUUGAGCAUCGAACCUGUGAAUCAAGAUAUAGUGAGAGUUCGAACAAACAAGAAUGUUUACAAAUGCAGAUCGGUGGUUCUUACAUGCGGACCAUGGGCGAAUGAACUUCUUAAACCACUGGGUCUCCAGUUGCCGCUGACAGUUGGCAAAGUCUUUGUAACCUACUUUAAAGAACGAAGCGUUGGCGCCUUUUCCUCCAACGCUGGGUUUCCUAAUUUACUUUGUUAUGUGAAGGAGGGGAAUUACAUGUAUGGUCUUCCUUCAGAUGAAUAUCAAGGCUUAUUCAAGUUUUGUUAUCAUCACUACUUUCCAAUUGAUCCAAACGAACGAGACAAGCCGCAACCUAAUCAAGAAAAUGAGAUUCAACGAAAGAAAACGGAAGAAUUGACAAAGUUUAUUCAAAAUCACUUUCCCUUACUCGAGUGUGAAACUUCGCUUGUUGAAACUUGCAUCAUAACAGAUUCUCCAGAUAAAGAUUAUAUUCUGGAUCGUCAUCCGAUGCAUCGGAACAUCGUAUUUGCUGCUGGAAUGUCGGGCCAUGCGUUCAAGACUUCUCCAGUGGUUGGAAAAAUAUUGGCGGAAAUGUCGUGUGAGGAAAAAGUUAGCUACCCAAUCCACCAUUACUCCGUUCGUCGAUUUAAUAAAUCGAAAUUGUAGCUCACAUGCACGAUUUACUGCAUAUAGUAGGAGAUGGUAAGAUUGAACAAGUUUUCAUGUUUUUUUGUUUCAUUUGGUAUUAAACAAACAUUAUUCACAGAAUUAUAUAGCCGUAGCCCUAUAUGUCACUUUAUAAAGGCUUGUUAAUUGUUAAAAACACGAUCAGAAAAUAUGGGUUAAUAUGUGCUAACGAUAUGUCCCAUCUUACUCCACAGUACGAUAUAUAAUCGUAACGCACAUUUUUUUAUACAAAUACAUCUUAAUUUGUUGUAACUAAAUACAACUUUCUAACAAUUAAUUUGUAUGCGGACAUGCGGUUAUUGGCGAUAGGUUUAGCGGCCCCGCUUUUAAUUGACACUUCGCAGUAGUUUUUACCCAUAGUAUAUUUUUGAUGAGUGUCGUAUUACAGCUAAUCCGCUUCUAUUGGUUGCUUUAAUUUAUUUGAUCUUCGUUAUCGUAUACGAAGAAAUAAAUGCAGUUCAUGCUUUGCUGGGUAGGCUAUACCAUAUUCUAAAGCCAGAUGUUAUGUGCCAGCAAUUUUCAUUACCAUUUGUUUAGGUUUGGGUAUUUUCUAAGUACAGUUUUAUUGUGUUUUCUGUGUUCUGCGCCAUUACUUAACUAAACAUAGCUUGGCGAUGCAGAAGCUUAAACCACUGCUGCGGAUGUUCCGCGUUUAACUGCCAUUCUAGUGAGCUUAUGUUCAAGCACACUAGGAUGAACGUGAUUAGCCACAUACUAAUUGAGUAAAGUUGUGAAUUUUUUAUUCUUACUGUAUUUUCAUUUGUGAUAUUUAAAAACAUAAAAAGAAGGAUUAUUCCUGUAAUAAAACAAAUCACUUUAAAGAAAAUAUACCAAUCGUCGGUGUUUGCAAUUUAUUGAGGCAGAAACUGCAUUAAUGUUUCUUAAAUCACAGUUUUUGUAACACUCUAUAUAAAUUCAUUUUGCAAAUUAAAAAUUGUGUAAUACCUUGUAUACAUAAACGGGAUGUAACAUCCCUGACAGUUCGGUUGUGUACAUUGUUUCUAUGAAAUAAACUCAAUCAACAAC